Myxocyprinus asiaticus (Chinese sucker) is the source of this 2696-nucleotide messenger RNA. Its product is annotated as dematin-like. Gene Ontology annotation, biological process: actin filament bundle assembly; lamellipodium assembly; cytoskeleton organization. The transcript has 15 exons. The coding region runs from base 163 to 1359 and encodes 398 amino acids. Gene Ontology annotation, cellular component: plasma membrane; actin cytoskeleton. Gene Ontology annotation, molecular function: actin filament binding. The record is from RefSeq and is a predicted model, not a curated record. Lineage: Eukaryota; Metazoa; Chordata; Actinopteri; Cypriniformes; Catostomidae.
GCGAGAGACGAUGAGGACUGAAGAGAACAGGACAGGGAUGAGAGGAAGUCUGGAUCUCUCAGCAUAGGAUUUCCUCUUCGUCAUAGAGCGGGAGCUGAGGUGGAAUCCUGAACUGUGUGACUGGAAAAACAAAAGACGAGAGUUUUAUAGUUUGCCCCUGUCAUGCAGAAGACGGGGACGGCCCCUUCCUCCCGGGGUCCUAGUGCGCCAGGCUCACCGGCCACCUCCAUUGUGGCAAGAAUGGACAAUCAGGUCAUUGGAUAUAAGGACUUGGCAGCCAUCCCCAAAGACAAAGCCAUACUCGAGGUGGAACGGCCCGAUCUGAUGGUGUACGAGCCACAUUUCAAUAUCUCGGCCCUGCAUCGGACCGGUCUCUCCAGAAGCAGAGAGAGAUCAAUGUCACCUCAUUCCAUCUCGCCCCCUCGUUCCCCUGAGAUAUUUGCCUCAAAAGAGCCAAAGGAGUGGCCCGAGCAGUGGUCUCCCGGAGGAUCCAACAUGGGCUCCACAGUGCAGCUCUGUAAUAUCAGCCCUGCAUCCAAGGGUCCCCUGCACCACUUCCACAGACCAGACAGUGGCACCAAUAUCUAUAAGAAGCCUCCAAUUUACAAACACGAAAGACAUACUGGAACAUCCAAUAAUAAACAGGAUAAUAUCAUUGAGUCCUCCAAGUUCCCAGCAGCCCAGCCGCCUGAUCCCAACCAGCCUUCAAAGAUAGAGACAGAGUACUGGCCAUGUCCACCCUCUCGAGCUACUAUGGAGAUUGAGUGGAGGAAAAAGGCAGUCGAGCAGGGAAAACCAAUCGAGGAUGAUGAGUUUGAAGACCUGACUGAAGAUGCAAAGUUAUUGCAAGAACAGGAACUUCAGAAGAUACAGUCCAACUUGGGCAAAUUAAUUCUGAAAGAGGAAAUAGAGAAAUCAGUGCUCAUUCGCAGAAAAAAACGUUCCCUGCCAGAUGGGACAAAUAUAAACUUGGAAUCAUCAGCCAGUGGUCAUAAAUCCACCUCUCUACCUCCUUGCAGUCGAACAGGCCUCACAAGGCUGCAAUCAGCAGACUUUACCUCCACAGACAACGGAAAAGCAAAAACAGGUAAUGUUUUAAAUGGCGAUUUACAGAAUGGGAGAAUGGACAGAGGAAACUCUCUUCCUAGUAUUCUGGAACAGAAGAUAUAUCCAUAUGAAAUGCUGGUUGUGACCCACAGAGGGCGCAGUAAACUUCCACCAGGUGUUGACAGGACAAGAUUAGAGAGACAUUUGUCUCCAGAAGAGUUCCAGAGCUUGUUUGGAAUGUCCAUCACAGAAUUUGAUCGUCUGUCACUAUGGAAACGGAAUGACCUGAAGAAGAAUAUGUCCCUUUUCUAACAUUUGGACAUUUGGACUUGGACACUCAGACUCUCUCCCUCCUGAGAAACCAAUAAAACCAACUCUAAUCUAAUAUGGAUGCUAUGCAGACAUUUCAAGAUAAGAAAGCAAGAUGACCACAUUACCAGAUGAUAUUUCACAUAUACAGCAGUCUGUGUCUGUCUGCGGUGUACAUUAAUGACAAGCUCCAUAUCUGAAAAAGCAGAUUACAAGUGAUGGAAUCAGCCUGAUCUCAUGAAAAUUACAUGACUGAGGAAACAUUAGCAAAAUGAUAUUAUGUGGUUCAUUAUACGAAUUGCGGCAGUUUCAAUGUGAAAUGUCCACUGAGGGGCGCUGAAAUCGUUGUUUUACUUUAGAUUUAUGUGAAAAUGACUUGUAGCGCCUCUUGUGUUUAUUUCAGCAGAAAACAGCUGUGAUACAUACUGUAGAACUAAGCAUAACUCAUUUUGCAGAAAUGUAGUUAUAUUAACAUGAUUCUAUGAGACCAGGUUGAAUGGAAUUACUCCAGUCCCCAUCUUUAUGCCUUAUGUCUCUAUUUCAAUUCUUAAAGUGCCCAGAGAAAUGUAUUAUAUAGGCCUAUAUAUUUACACAAUGUUUAAAUCGUAAACCAUCACUUUUCUUCAAUUGUGGUCACUGAUACUACACUUUUUAUAUUACAAUGUGAUCAGACUUAAUUUAUUGUAUUCCAAACAUGUAUGCUGCUGUACAUAUUUCAUGUUUUUUAUUUAUUGUUGGUGUUGAUAUGUAAAAAUUCAGCUUCAACAAUCGUUUGAUCAACUUUCUGACACCUAUAAAAAAAUAAUAAAAAAAAACAUUCUUGAUCAUUCAUUAAAAUAAUGCAUGGACCCUAAGUCUAUAUAUAAUUUAUUCAGUUUGACCAUUAAAAGACACUACAACGUAUGACUCCUAAUCAUGCAAAUAUAGAUAUGUGUUUAUAUUGUGGAAAUAUAUCUAAGCUCAGGCUUGGUGCUAAGCUCAGGCUUUUGGUCCUCAUACACUGUUGGCACUAGAUAGGUCAUAACUUUUGAGUAAAUGACAUUUCCAAAACUACACUAGAAGAUCUUUGCUCCACAUAAUGCCACUAGCGAAUCCAAUUUACUUGGGUUUGGAAGCUUGGUUUGGUCAGUUGUCUAUCCAUUGCUACUCUAAUGUUAGAAUUUACAUUCACUGUCGGAUUUUUUACUGCAUUCAGUAGUUGCAUUGCAGUGUCCUGGAAUACUGCAUAGGUGUUACUAAACCAUGCAUUGCAUGCUUACAAUGGAGAAUGUCUAACAGUUAUGUUCAUAAGUUUUAUCACCAUUUUUCUGUAACAACAUUGUGCAAUGUUCACAAUAAAA